AUGGAAACUGGCAUAGCUCGACAUGUUUGUCUCAGCGUUUUGUUGCUACAGCAUAUACCAAGCAAAUACAACUUGAAUGCCCACGAAGCAGGCAAACCAAGCCAGAGUGGUGUCAUGGUCGUGCGGUUUGAUUUCCCUUCGGUUCCACCUUCCUUAGCCAGCCCUCCCUGUGGAGAUCCCACAUCUCAACCCCCAUCAUCCCUACGCGCCCGAGCAAGUCCGCACGCAACGCUUGCACCGUUCAAGCCCGCGACCAUGUCUACCAGCCCCUGGACUCCCGACUCGCAAUACCUCUCCACUGUGCUCAACGAGCCCAACGCCCUCGCUCCUCACGUCGCCAGCACACAAGCACCAGCACAAACGCACACGUCCACACCACCACGCCCACGCCCAUCCUCGACGCACCCGCACCCGCACCCGCACCCGCACCCGCAACACCACCAACACGCACAACCAAGCCCCUUGACAGCCGCCCAGCGAAGCGCCCAAGCACGCGGCAAGCCCUUCGCGGCAGCGGCAGCGGCAGCCCACUCCAGCAACGGCGCGCGCACCGCACAACCGCCAAACGAAGCCGAGAGCUACGCGCUCCGGCAGCGGCGCUCCGAAGCCGCGGCCAUUCUCGACAGCCAGGAGAUGCUGCUGUGGUAUUCCGCGGCGCGGCACGAGAGCGUGGCGCAGACGCGCGAGUUUUACCGCCGCGUCGUGCUGGGCGUUGGGCAUGAGGCGCCCGUGUGGAGAGAGGGGUGGCAGCGCGGUGCGGGCGGCGAGGCUGGGGAGAGAGCUAGUCCUAGGGGGAGAGGGAAGGGGAGGGAGAGAGAGAGAGAGAGAGAAAGAGAGAGGGGGCGGGAAAGGGGUAGUAGUGCCGGGGGUGCGCAUGGGGGGCCUGGAGAGGGGGGUUUCUAG
Molecule: messenger RNA, 903 nt
Organism: Ascochyta rabiei
Lineage: Eukaryota; Fungi; Ascomycota; Dothideomycetes; Pleosporales; Didymellaceae
Exons: 1
Coding region: 1-903 (300 amino acids)
Source: RefSeq, a predicted model, not a curated record